CUCGGGCGGCGGCGAGCGCGGCCGGGGCGGCUCAGUGUGAGCCAGAGAGAGUUGAACCCAGAGCAGGGUCCCGGCGCGGAGAGUGACGGCGGCACGAUGUUCAGCUGGCUGGGGCGGCAGGCGGGCGGGCGCGAGCGCGCGGGCGGCGCGGACGCGGUGCAGACGGUGACGGGGGGCCUGCGCUCGCUCUACCUGCGCAAGGUGCUGCCGCUGGAGGAGGCGUACCGCUUCCACGAGUUCCACUCGCCGGCACUGGAGGACGCCGACUUCGAGAACAAGCCCAUGAUCCUGUUGGUGGGCCAGUACAGCACCGGCAAAACCACCUUCAUCAGAUACUUGCUGGAGCAGGAUUUCCCAGGCAUGCGGAUUGGUCCAGAGCCCACCACUGAUUCCUUCAUCGCUGUGAUGUAUGGAGACACUGAGGGCAGCACCCCAGGGAAUGCUUUAGUCGUGGACCCCAAAAAGCCAUUCAGAAAGCUUAGUCGCUUUGGAAAUGCUUUCCUGAAUCGAUUCAUGUGCUCCCAGCUGCCCAAUCAGGUCCUGAAGAGCAUCAGCAUCAUCGACAGCCCCGGCAUCCUCUCUGGGGAGAAGCAGCGCAUCAGCCGAGGGUAUGACUUCUGCCAGGUCCUACAGUGGUUUGCCGAGAGGGUCGACAGGAUCAUCCUGCUCUUCGACGCUCACAAACUGGACAUCUCAGACGAGUUCUCAGAGGCCAUCAAGGCCUUCCGGGGCCAGGACGACAAGAUCCGCGUGGUGCUGAACAAGGCGGACCAAGUGGACACACAGCAACUGAUGCGGGUCUACGGGGCCCUCAUGUGGUCCCUGGGCAAGGUCAUCAACACACCUGAGGUGCUGCGUGUCUACAUCGGCUCCUUCUGGGCACAGCCCCUGCAGAACACAGACAACCGCCGGCUCUUCGAGGCCGAGGCCCAAGACCUCUUCAGAGACAUCCAGAGCCUUCCCCAGAAGGCAGCGGUGCGCAAACUCAACGACCUCAUCAAGCGAGCAAGGUUGGCCAAGGUACAUGCCUACAUCAUCAGCCACCUGAAGAAGGAAAUGCCAAGCGUAUUCGGAAAGGAAAACAAGAAGAGGGAGCUUAUCAGCAGGCUACCAGAAAUCUACGUUCAGCUACAACGAGAACACCAGAUUUCUGCAGGGGACUUCCCCGAGGUCAAGGCCAUGCAGGAGCAGCUUGAGAACUACGAUUUCACCAAAUUCCACUCGCUGAAGCCCAAGCUGAUCGAGGCCGUGGACAACAUGCUGAGCAGCAAGAUCUCGUCCCUGAUGAACCUCAUCAGCCAGGAGGAGAUGAGCGUGCCCACGCAGCUCGUGCAGGGCGGCGCCUUCGACGGCACCUCCGAGGGCCCCUUCAACCACGGCUACGGGGAGGGCGCCAAGGAGGGCGCCGACGAGGAGGAGUGGGUUGUGGCCAAGGACAAGCCCGUCUACGACGAGCUCUUCUACACUCUGUCGCCUGUCAACGGCAAGAUAUCGGGCGUCAACGCCAAGAAGGAGAUGGUGACCUCCAAGCUGCCCAACAGCGUCCUGGGCAAGAUCUGGAAGCUGGCCGACUGUGACUGCGACGGCAUGCUGGACGACGAGGAGUUUGCGCUGGCCAAGCACCUCAUCAAGAUCAAGCUGGACGGCUACGAGCUGCCCAACAGCCUGCCCCCCCACCUCGUGCCCCCGUCUCACAGGAAGUCCCUGACGAAGGCCGACUGAAGGGCAGGCUGCAGAGCGGGGCAGGCCAUGGCAGGGGAAUCAGGGGACCUGGGCUGAGGCCUGCUCUGCCACUGACUCACUGAAUGACCUUGGGCAAGGCACUGCCCUCCCCAUGCCUCGGUUUCCCCAUCUGUAGAAUGGGGAGGGCAGACACUGGACACUAGAUGAGGUCCUUCAAAAUUCCCUGAGUUUCUAUUAAAAUAUUAGGGGGCCAAGGAUGGGUCAGGAGAUUGAAGGGUUCAGAAGAAAGGGACGUUGUCCAAAGAUUCUCAGGAGCCUGGAGAAGCACAUGGAGACCAGGGUUUGGCAGAAUCCCAGGAACCUUGGGGGAGUGGGCUGGGGGCUCCCUGGGCUGUUUGUCAUCACGAAUGACCUCUGGAGCACCUGUCUGUCCCUCAGAGGGCACCGGGGGGCAGCAAAGAUGAUCUUAUUUAUUUUGUUUUCUGCUAUAUUUAGAGUGGAAAAAAAUAGAGCAGAGGGUUUCUGCUCUCUCCAGACUGUCUACCAAAGAGAAGAAGACCGAUGCCCCAGGUCUGGGAGGAGGGUGAGCUGUCUCUGUGCCCCGUCCCUUCUGCAGGCCCCAGCAGAGCAGGCAGCCAGGCCCAGGAGCGCAUCUGUCCCAGUACCUGCUGACCAGCCCUCCCAGGCCUCCCUCCUGGGGCCUUCCCAGUAAAGCCGUAUUUGAUUAGGAAUUCGGAACUCACAACCAUUUUUAACCCCUGGCAAGACUUCCACUUUGCAUUUCAAGUCAUGUUGCAGUCUGAAGAUUAACUUUUCUCACUGGUUUGUCCAAUAAGUAGUAGCAAAGUCUAUAUACUUCAACUACGGUAAGGAAAAGAGGUGGUUCUCCUCAGUCAUCACCUAGUGUGGCCCUGCCCCUCAACCGUUAAACGUCCCCAAGGCUCCUUGUUAGAAGGCAGGAUUUAAAGUCAGCGAAAACCUGUCUUGGUGUGUGCAGUGUCCUAGGCCCUGUGGACACAGGUGGAUGAGAGACCAGCCUUGCCCUGGGCUGGUGGGUAGUGAAGAUCAGCCUGCCAGAGUUAGAUGUUGUUUUUGUAGAAAGCAGGCAUUUAUUAUGUCCAGUGUUGUUUUUUUUUUUCCUUACAGGAUAAAAGUCUUUAUACAGAAACAAAGUGGAAUCUUUCAUAUAAAACCGUUUUCU
Propithecus coquereli (Coquerel's sifaka) is the source of this 2884-nucleotide messenger RNA. RefSeq names its product EH-domain containing 4 (gene EHD4). Gene Ontology annotation, cellular component: cytoplasm; plasma membrane. The transcript is spliced from 6 exons. Gene Ontology annotation, molecular function: GTP binding; protein binding; calcium ion binding. The record is from RefSeq and is a predicted model, not a curated record. The coding region runs from base 97 to 1722 and encodes 541 amino acids. Gene Ontology annotation, biological process: endocytosis; endosomal transport. NCBI's taxonomy places the organism in Eukaryota, Metazoa, Chordata, Mammalia, Primates, Indriidae.